AUGUGGUUAAAGACUGCCCGCGCCUGCGCGAACCGCCCGCCGCUCCGCUGCCCGCCGCACGCCAGCCGCCGCGACUCCCGCACGCCAGCUGCUACCGAACUCCUCACCUACCACACGCACGCCGCUCGCCGCGAAGCACUCCCCAAUCCCUUCCCCUUCCCUUCCCCCACCCCCAUCGGCGAUGCCCUGAUCCGCGACCGCCGCCGUCCAACCCCAACCUCUGUGUGUGACCGCUCCGUGGUGGCGCAGGCGCUGGAGGACCGCAUAUUUCACGCGCUCGCCGUGCUCUACCGCAUCUCACUGUUCUUCACCCUCCUGGCCCUGUGGUUCUGCAUCUCUGUGCCACUCACACUUAUUGGAGGCUUGCUAGGCACACGUGCUGCAAGCAUCGACUACCCUGUCCGAACCAACCAGAUCCCACGAGAGAUCCCUGAGCGCAAGUUCCCCCCAUGGUUGCUUGUGCUCGGUGCGGGAACAUUGCCAUUUGGUACUCUCUUCAUUGAGCUCUUCUUCAUCCUUUCCAGCAUUUGGUUGGGAAGGUUCUACUAUGUCUUUGGCUUCCUGUUCAUUGUCCUCUUCCUGCUGGUCAUAGUCUGUGGUGAGGUUUCUCUGGUCCUCACCUACAUGCACCUUUGCGUGGAGGACUGGAAAUGGUGGUGGAAGGCCUUCUUUGCUUCUGGCUCUGUCGCAUUCUAUGUGUUCCUCUACUCUAUUAACUACCUGGUGUUCGAUCUCAGGAGCCUGAGUGGACCAGUUUCUGCCACACUCUACCUUGGCUAUUCCCUGAUCAUGGCCCUUGCAAUCAUGCUCUCCACUGGCGCCAUUGGUUUCCUGCUCUCCUUCUACUUCGUCCACUACCUCUUCUCGUCUGUUAAGAUUGAUUAGAGGUGCCCCGCUGCCUCUUUCUGCAAUAGAGUCAUCUGAUCAUGGUAAUAGUUACCCUCUUAGAAAUACUACACAAUAAAUCAAAUGGAAAAAUGGAUACAUGGCAACGCCCAUGGCUUUUGGUCAUGAUUAAUUCAAUCAUUUAGCGCAGCACAGUCACUCAAGUUGAAACUUAAUUCUUAGGAAUGAUUGUAAGUUCUUCAGCUAUGUUUAUUGCACUUUGUAAUACCAUUCAGUUUUGCUUGCUCUGGGCAUUUGUGAGCAGCCUUUGGUUUUGGAACACGUGAGAUCUAUUCAAUAUGAAAAUGAAGCUAUUCAUUUACAGUUCGUUACUAUUCUGGGAAGGUUAUAUUGUAACAUGGUUGCCACAUUAGCUGCGAUGCUCGCUGUUCGUUAAUAGUAACACCAAUACGGCUGAUUCUUUUACGAAGUGAAAUCUUGCUGACUAUUUAGUCAAUUGAUAUACAUGCUACUGAAAUAGUCAAA
This is a messenger RNA of Zea mays, 1371 nucleotides long. RefSeq names its product transmembrane 9 superfamily member 12. Gene Ontology annotation, biological process: protein localization to membrane. The transcript is spliced from 3 exons. The record is from RefSeq and is a predicted model, not a curated record. Bases 1 to 885 code for a protein of 294 amino acids. Gene Ontology annotation, cellular component: membrane. Lineage: Eukaryota; Viridiplantae; Streptophyta; Magnoliopsida; Poales; Poaceae.